AUGUCCGGCGGCGUACGAUCUUCUCCGGGGCUUUCUCAGCCGCCGCCGCCACCGCAACAUCCGCCGUCAUCUUCGGCUCCGGUAGCAUCUGUUCCUGUAGUACCCCCAAUACGUCGACACUUAGCGUUCGCCUCAACUAAACCGCCGUUUCAUCCCUCGGAUGACUACCACCGAUUUACCCCAUAUUCCCUCAGUAACAACGAUAGAAGCCUCGUUAACGGCUGCGGAGUCGUAGAUCGGGAGGAGGACGCCGUCGUUGUUAGAUCUCCUUCACGGAAGAGAAAGACAACAAUGGACGUGGUACCUGCUCCAUCUAACAAUGGAUUCUCGAGUUCUGGUUUCAAUAGCAUACCCAACAGUCCCUGUCAAACUCCAGUCUCAGCAAAAGGAGGCAGAGUCAACAUCAAGUCAAAGGCCAAAGGAAACAAGUCAAUUCCCCAAACCCCCAUCUCAAAUGCCGGCUCUCCUGUCACACUUACUCCUUCAGGAAGUUGCCGCUAUGACAGUUCUUUAGGUCUCCUUACAAAGAAGUUCGUCAAUCUAAUUAAACAAGCCAAAGAUGGAAUGCUGGAUCUAAACAAAGCUGCAGAAACAUUGGAGGUGCAGAAACGGCGUAUAUAUGAUAUUACAAACGUUUUGGAGGGGAUAGAUCUCAUUGAAAAGCCUUUGAAGAACCGAAUACUUUGGAAGGGAGUUGAUGCUUUGAGGCCUGGUGAUAUGGACGGUGACGUCUCUGUCUUGCAGGCAGAAAUUCAAAACCUUUCCCUCGAGGAGCAAGCGCUAGAUAACCAAAUCAGAGAAACGGAGGAAAGACUGAGAGAUCUGAGCGAAAAUGAAAAGAAUCAGAAAUGGCUUUUUGUAACUGAAGAAGACAUCAAGAGUUUACCGGGUUUCCAGAACCAGACUCUGAUUGCCGUCAAAGCUCCUCAUGGCACAACUUUGGAAGUCCCUGAUCCAGAUGAAGCUGUUGACCACCCACAAAGGAGAUACAGGAUCAUUCUUAGAAGUACAAUGGGACCUAUUGACGUAUACCUCGUCAGCGAAUUUGAAGGGAAGUUUGAAGACACAAACGGGAGUGUUCCACCAGCAAGCUUGCCUAUUGCAUCUUGCUCAGGAUCAUCAGAAAACCAUCACAUGGAAGCCGUAGCUGUUGAAAACACAGAAACUGCAAUAGAGCUUCACGUGUCUCAUGAUCAUCAACCUGGCGAUGCCUCUGACCUUAAUUAUUUGCAGGAGCAGAAUGAUGACACGGAUUACUGGCUCCUAUCGAAUGCGGAAAUUAGCAUGACGGAUAUUUGGAAAAGCGACUCUGGUAUCGAUUGGGAUUAUGGAAUCGCCGAUGUGACUACUCCACCACCGGUAAUGGGUGAAAUAUUACCAAACUCUGUUGACUCAACCCCGAGAUGA
Molecule: messenger RNA, 1407 nt
Organism: Microthlaspi erraticum
Lineage: Eukaryota; Viridiplantae; Streptophyta; Magnoliopsida; Brassicales; Brassicaceae
Source: the annotation of a GenBank genome assembly